CCCAGAUGGGGGAACCCCGAGCUGGGGGCCCCCUGGACGACGGCAGCGGCUGGACAGGCAGCGAGGAGGGCAGCGAGUCCGGCACCGGUGGCAGCGAGGGGGCUGGGGGAGAUGGGGGCCCAGAUGCUGAGGGUGUCUGGAGCCCAGACAUUGAGCAAAGUUUCCAGGAGGCCCUGGCCAUUUAUCCCCCCUGUGGCCGCCGGAAAAUCAUCCUGUCAGACGAAGGCAAGAUGUAUGGUCGGAAUGAACUGAUUGCCCGCUACAUCAAGCUGAGAACAGGGAAAACCCGCACCCGAAAACAGGUCUCCAGCCACAUCCAGGUCUUGGCUCGAAGGAAAUCAAGGGAGAUCCAGUCUAAACUGAAGGCCCUGAAUGUGGAUCAGGUCUGUAAGGACAAGGCUUUCCAGACCAUGGCUACGAUGUCCUCCGCACAGCUCAUCUCAGCACCUUCCCUUCAGGCCAAACUGGGUCCGGCCGGCCCCCAGGCCACUGAGCUUUUCCAGUUUUGGUCAGGGAGUUCUGGACCACCCUGGAAUGUUCCAGAUGUGAAGCCAUUCUCACAGACAGCAUUCUCCCUGUCACUGACGCCCCCAUCUACUGAUCUUCCAGGGUACGAGCCCCCCCAAGCCCUCUCACCCCUGCCCCCACCUGCUCCAUCACCGCCAGCCUGGCAGGCUCGGGCCCUGGGCACUGCCCGAUUGCAGCUGGUGGAAUUCUCUGCUUUUGUGGAACCCCCGGAUGCAGUGGACUCUUACCAGAGGCACCUAUUCGUUCACAUCAGCCAGCACUGUCCCAGCCCGGGAGCGCCGCCACUGGAGAGUGUGGAUGUCCGGCAGAUCUAUGACAAAUUCCCUGAGAAAAAGGGCGGGCUGCGGGAGCUGUAUGACCGCGGGCCUCCCCAGGCCUUUUUCCUGGUCAAGUUUUGGGUAAGUUCUGGCAGUUCGGCAGAAAUCUGGCGUGCUCUGUGGGACUGGGUGUUGGGCCAAUAG
Dipodomys ordii (Ord's kangaroo rat) is the source of this 989-nucleotide messenger RNA. RefSeq names its product TEA domain family member 2 (gene Tead2). Gene Ontology annotation, biological process: regulation of transcription by RNA polymerase II; embryonic organ development; hippo signaling. Gene Ontology annotation, cellular component: transcription regulator complex. The record is from RefSeq and is a predicted model, not a curated record. Bases 6 to 989 code for a protein of 327 amino acids. The transcript has 9 exons. NCBI's taxonomy places the organism in Eukaryota, Metazoa, Chordata, Mammalia, Rodentia, Heteromyidae. Gene Ontology annotation, molecular function: DNA-binding transcription factor activity, RNA polymerase II-specific; RNA polymerase II cis-regulatory region sequence-specific DNA binding.